UUUCUAUACUGUUAGCAGCAAUUAGUGUAUCUGUGGUAUUCCUCAGCCUACAAAACGCAAACUUUAGUAGCUAUGCAAUGAGUAUUCCUCAUAAACUCAAAACCCACUUACGAUGAAUAUGAGUGUAUUAUCAUGACUUAGGGAUUGAGCUCUGAUAUUCAGAUAAUCAUUGGUAUUCCUUCACUUUUUUGGGCUCUGAUAUUCAGAUUUUCCGGCAGUUUCUUUCAAACAAGGAGCAGAGUUUGGAUUGAGGGAGUGAUGAGGAAGAGAGAGAAGAGAAUGGAGUUGCCGUGUGGGAGUAGGAAAUCAAAGAGUUUUAUAAUCAUGAAAUAAAUUAUAAAACGUAGUUAAAACUCUAUAAAACUCGAUGAUAAGAGUUUAGAAAAGUUUGUCACUUAUCUUUAUAAACUCUAUAAAAGAAGUAGCAGGCUUUAAUACCCAAGAGAGCGAGAAAGAGGGAGAGAGAUCGGAAUGGACGAUCCUCCAGGCAGCGAUAUGUGCUCGGUCUGCCAUGGCAACUUCGACACUCCUUGUCAAGCCAAUUGUUCUCACUGGUUUUGUGGAAAUUGUAUUAUGCUUGUUUGGCAUCAUGGAUCAGCACUUCAGCCUUGUAAAUGCCCACUAUGCCGUCGUUAUAUCACUUUGUUGGUUCCAAGUGAGGCUUCAUUAAGGCAGGCUGACAGACCAGAGGUGGCUGAGAUUCUAGGCAAAGUUGAAAGGUACAAUCGUUAUUUUGGAGAUCAUCACAGAAGUCUUAUUCAGAGAGGGCAGGACCUUCCUUUUUUCCUGCGGAGGCUGCUGCGAGAACUAAUUGAUCCUAAUAGAUCUCUUCCUCCUCGUAGGAUGGCUCAGAUCUGUUUUGCAAUGAUAUUGUUAGCAAUCUACCUAGUCAGUCCUGUUGACCUUAUUCCGGAAGCAAUCUUUGGUUUACUUGGUUAUGUGGAUGAUUUCAUCGUGGCGCUCGUCAUCUUGUUUAAUCUUGCUGCCAUUUCUCGGUCGAUACUCUAUCACCGUCAUGGAGGUUCCUGAACUGUGCAGUCACGGCUUACGGCAAUUUUAAAUUUAAAACAUGGAAAGGAGGAACUAGUUUUGAGUUCGUAAUAGCAAGCUGGGAAUUUUUCUUUGUUGUAUGGGGGUCAAAUAAUUGGACUUGAUUCACCUCAUUGGAAUAUAGGAUUUUAGAAGUGAGCCAUCUAUAUGUUGCAAUGUAGUUUCAGUUGAAUUUGUAUACAUUUUCAUGCUCAAUUACGGUGAAUUACAAAUGAAAUUAGAAAAUGUAGAACCUUGUGUUGUCCAUAUGCACUGGCAUUGUAGGGGCCA
Prunus mume (Japanese apricot) is the source of this 1320-nucleotide messenger RNA. RefSeq names its product E3 ubiquitin-protein ligase RNF170-like protein. The record is from RefSeq and is a predicted model, not a curated record. Lineage: Eukaryota; Viridiplantae; Streptophyta; Magnoliopsida; Rosales; Rosaceae. Gene Ontology annotation, molecular function: ubiquitin protein ligase activity.